GGCAGUUUCUCUGCAUUUGUUUCCAGCCUGUGAUUAUUAAUCAGGACUGAGUACCUGGAUUAUCUGAUCUUGUGUGGUUUUUAGAAGCAGGAGUCUCGGGAGCUGGCAGGAGGGUAAUGAACCGUGAGGGUGUCCCCGGGAAGAGUCCGGAGGAGAUGUACAUUCAACAGAAAGUGAGAGUCCUACUCAUGCUUAGGAAGAUGGGAUCAAAUUUGACUGCCAGUGAAGAGGAGUUCUUACGGACGUAUGCAGGUGUAGUGAAUAGCCAACUUAGCCAACUUCCUCAACACUCUAUUGAUCAGGGUGCUGAGGACGUGGUGAUGGCAUUUUCCAGAUCAGAGACAGAAGAUAGAAGGCAGUAACUACGGGCAUCUGAACAACACAGAGGUGGAGAGGGCAAUGAGAUUCCCGAAGAUAAAGGAGAGAAUGGCUGAGCAUUAUCAAGUUCCUUUGCCCACCCCUAAUUUUCCAUGGUAGCCCUUCUCCUCCUUUUCCUUAUUAUUUUGCUUCCCUUUGCCCGACCCUCUGAACAUCUCUCACAGCCAUCUGUUCUGGUAUACUGUUGUUACUCAGCUGGGCUGUGUUCAUCAAGGAUGAAUCAAGAGGUGCAUUUACAAUUGGCUCAAAGGGACAAGACUGUUUGUGAUUGGCUAAAGGAAGACAACUUGUAAACUUGACCAAUGGAAACCUUUAAUUUUAUUUCUGAUUUUAUUUUAUACUUUUACAGAAGUUAUUUUCAAGAUCUGGUGCUUAUUUAGGUCAUUGUUUGUGAAUUUUAAGGGGGUUUGAUUGGCUGCGUAGAACUGGAAACAAAUUGUGAUUGGCUGAUAAUGCAAAUGCUUUCUCUCGAUUGGCUUAAAGGUAUUCUGCCGAUAUCAAAAUUUUCAUUGCAGAAAGCUGAUGUUUUGGUGCAUUGGUUAUUACUUUACAUUUAUUGACUUAGGAGGAAAGAGACAAAUGUGCUUUGCAAUAUUUAUUAUACAUGUGCACACACGUGCUUUGCUUUUUUGAUUGGCUUAAGAACAGUGUUUUUAAUUUUCUGUUGGCUGCAGUGUUUUCCUUGCAAUCAGUUUUUCCAUAUGCAUCUGCUCUAUGGCCUCUAGCUCUUUUUGGAGCAUGCGUCGAAAGCAUAUUGACUUUAAUAAGUCUACCUGUCUCAGCUGGAAUGUAGAGAGCUCAGCAGCCCUGCUUCUGCUUCCCUAUGGGCUGUGCAAUGAACUCCUGCUGACAAACUGGGUAUUCAGGUGGCUUUUCCCUUUGCUUCUGACAGAGGAGCAGUAGAUAGUUUGCAGGAAUUGCAAGAAUAUGAGAUCUAUGGCUCUGACAUUAAUUGCCAAAUUUGUAUAGAGUUAUAAAUGAGUUGUUUAAAAUAGUACAUAUAGCUCUGCUUUAACCCUUUAAUUGCUGCACAGGAUUUGGUUCUCCAGGGAGGGAACAUUAACAACCAUAAACUUGAAUUCAUAUUGCAUGAAAACGUAACAAACUAAGAUCUUUAUCACCUGCAAUAUCAUAUAUGCCUCUAAUACCUGCAACAAUUCAGUUACUGCAUUAACGGACCCAAUUGUGAGUGUAGAGGUGAUGCUUGCAGGUUCACAGACCUUGAGUGAAAGGAGAGGGCCUUAAACAAAAACCUGCCGAGGAAUUCUGAAAGGUGCACUGACUCUUCAGGAAUCUAUACACAGAAUAUUAAAAUCCUGAAGCUCCUAGUGCUGCUGCUUAAAACCCAGCACUUCCUUCUCUAUUUAUGUGCAGUGAAUUUUUACAAUACUUAUACCCUUUGCUGUGGGUUGCACUGAUUUUUAAAAUAUUUCAAACCCUAUUUAAAACAGAAAUCCAUUCAUGUGUUCCUAGUUCCUUUCACACGGUUAACUAUUUGGAGUAACAGCUCAGGAUCUUGGCUGUGACGACAUGACUGUUCUCUGGCAAGAAAUGUCAAAGUUGCAGAUGCUAUUACAAACUUGGCGAAUAAGAGAAACCAAUGGAUUAUGUGUGAGAGAAGAGGGGACUCGUAAGCAUGGGUGAAUUAUUUUGAACAAAUAAAAGUUAUGGGAAAAACUGUAAUUCUGUCUGUUAAAAUGAUCCUUUUGAUUCACAGCAGCUUCGUGAAGUUUCACUGUAAAAUUUAAUCUUGUGCCCCAUUUAUUUGGGCUGGAUGAGAUUUCCCUUAUUGAAACAAUACCAGCGGUGAAACCAAUUGAUUCUUAAAAUUUGAACCAUUUGCCUAAGAGGCGUUAUACUUUAACUUUAGUGCAAAGGGGCAGCCCUUAAAGGGUUAAUUUAAGGGGGUACAUGUGUUUCUGGCUGCUAGCUGGAAUGAAUGGGCUGGAUCGUGGUGGCCUGUCAUUGUCAAGCUAACAUGCAUACUCCAUGUGUAUCUAUGGCAUUUCUGAGCUGUUAUAUCUUUUUAAGAAGAAAAGUGAAGUGUUUCUGUGGUUUAAUCUUUUGACUAAAAAUGUAACUGUUGGGGAAAAUACAGUUUUUAAUAGCUA
Messenger RNA from Alligator sinensis (Chinese alligator), 2489 nucleotides. RefSeq names its product catenin beta interacting protein 1 (gene CTNNBIP1). Gene Ontology annotation, cellular component: cytosol; beta-catenin destruction complex; nucleus. NCBI's taxonomy places the organism in Eukaryota, Metazoa, Chordata, Crocodylia, Alligatoridae. The coding region runs from base 117 to 362 and encodes 81 amino acids. The record is from RefSeq and is a predicted model, not a curated record. Gene Ontology annotation, biological process: negative regulation of Wnt signaling pathway. Gene Ontology annotation, molecular function: beta-catenin binding. The transcript has 4 exons.